ACGGGCACACUGGGCGGACGCACCGACGGCCGGCGGGAGCGCACCGUGCACUGCAGGCGCUGCGGUGAGCUGGGCGCGCGGCCGGGGCGGGGGGCGCGCGCGCACUUUCCCUAAAUGGGGACGGCGGCCGGGACUCGACGACAGGUGCGGCUUCUGGCCGAGGGGUAGCCUGCGCGGGAACCAGAUCGAGACCUAUCUGAGCUGCUGCUGUUGCUGCCGAGCUUCCGGGGGAUCGAGGCCGCCCAUCAGGAACCGAAAAUGCCGAAGCCAAUCAAUGUUCGUGUUACCACCAUGGACGCAGAGCUGGAGUUUGCCAUCCAGCCAAACACCACUGGGAAGCAGCUUUUUGAUCAGGUGGUUAAGACUAUUGGCCUCCGGGAAGUAUGGUACUUUGGCCUCCAGUAUACAGACAAUAAAGGAUUUCCUACCUGGUUGAAACUUGAUAAAAAGGUGUCUGCCCAGGAGGUCAGGAAGGAGAACCCUGUCCAAUUCAAGUUCCGAGCCAAGUUCUAUCCUGAGGACGUGUCUGAGGAGCUCAUCCAGGACAUCACCCAGAAGCUGUUCUUCCUGCAGGUGAAAGAGGGGAUUCUCAGUGAUGAGAUCUACUGCCCCCCAGAGACUGCCGUGCUCCUGGGGUCCUACGCUGUGCAGGCCAAGUUCGGCGACUAUAACAAAGAAAUGCACAAGUCCGGGUACCUCAAUUCCGAGCGGCUGAUCCCUCAGAGAGUCAUGGACCAGCACAAACUCACCAGGGACCAGUGGGAGGACCGGAUCCAGGUGUGGCACGCAGAACACCGUGGGAUGCUCAAAGAUAAUGCUAUGCUGGAGUACCUGAAGAUUGCUCAGGACCUGGAAAUGUACGGAAUCAACUAUUUCGAGAUCAAAAAUAAGAAAGGAACAGACCUUUGGCUUGGAGUUGAUGCCCUUGGACUAAAUAUUUAUGAGAAAGAUGACAAGUUGACCCCAAAGAUUGGCUUCCCUUGGAGUGAAAUCAGGAACAUCUCUUUCAAUGACAAAAAAUUUGUCAUUAAGCCCAUCGACAAGAAGGCACCUGACUUUGUGUUCUAUGCCCCCCGCCUGAGAAUCAACAAGCGGAUUCUGCAGCUGUGCAUGGGGAACCAUGAGCUGUACAUGCGUCGCAGGAAGCCUGACACCAUCGAGGUACAGCAGAUGAAGGCCCAGGCCCGAGAGGAGAAGCACCAGAAGCAGCUGGAGAGGCAACAGUUGGAAACUGAGAAGAAGAGGAGGGAAACUGUUGAGAGAGAGAAGGAGCAGAUGCUGAGGGAGAAGGAGGAGUUGAUGCUGCGGCUGCAGGACUAUGAGCAGAAGACCAAGAAAGCAGAGAAAGAACUCUCUGACCAGAUCGAGAGAGCCCUGCAGCUGGAGGAGGAGAGGAAGCGAGCCCAGGAAGACGCAGAGCGGCUGGAGGCUGACCGAGUAGCUGCACUGCGUGCCAAGGAGGAGCUGGAGAGACAGGCACAGGAUCAGAUAAAGAGCCAGGAGCAGCUGGCUGCCGAGCUUGCAGAGUACACCGCCAAGAUCGCACUCCUGGAGGAAGCACGGAGGCGCAAGGAGAACGAGGUGGAGGAGUGGCAGCACCGGGCCAAAGAAGCCCAGGACGACCUGGUGAAGACCAAGGAGGAGCUGCACCUGGUGAUGACCGUGCCCCCGCCCCCACCACCCCCAGUGUACGAGCCAGUGAGUUACCACGUGCAUGAGAGCCUGCAGGAGGAGGGUGCCGAGCCCAUGGGCUACAGCGCCGAGCUCUCCAGUGAGGGCAUCCUGGACGACCGCAACGAGGAGAAGCGUAUCACCGAGGCUGAAAAGAACGAGCGUGUGCAGCGGCAGCUGCUGACUCUGAGCAAUGAGUUGUCCCAGGCCAGAGACGAGAAUAAGAGAACCCACAAUGACAUCAUCCACAACGAGAACAUGAGGCAAGGCCGGGACAAAUACAAGACCCUGCGGCAGAUCCGGCAGGGCAACACCAAGCAGCGCAUCGACGAAUUCGAGGCCAUGUAGAGGCCAGUCCAGGACUGAGGGCGCCCCAUAGCGGGGCUCUGCAGGAGCGUCCCGGGCGGCCUCGCCACACUUGGCUCUUUAGUACUCUAAAUCUAGAAACCCCCUGAACGUACUCCGGGUCCCUUGAAAAAAGAGCAGUUGCCGGCAGAGGUAUUCUGAGCCGGAAACCAGUGGAAGCUCCCCUGGUUUAUUUUUCUCAGCUGUAUCAUAGUGCCAAACAGGCUUGAUUUUUAUGACAGUUAUUGAAUCACUUCCUGUUUCAUGCUGGAAGCAGGACAGAUGGGAUUAAGUGCCUGUCAAGUUUGAGUGACAAACUUCACGCUGGCCCAUGUGACACAAGGUUCAGGAUCGUUAAAGAAAACCGCGUGGUAGCUCACAUGGGUGCCAUACUGUCUCUAGUUUUGAAAUGAGCUCACAUUGAUUUGUUCUUGAUUUCUAUGAAGGGUCCAUCUGCAUAUGUUUGUGUUCUAAGGGGUGAAAAUUAUUUUGGAAAUUGAGCCCAAAGCACUCUCCCAACACAAUGAUUUCCUUCUUCCAGACAUCUAGUUCAGCAGCCUCAGUCUGCAGUGGUCAUUCAGAGUGAACGGUACCGGACUCUCCGAUGCACUGUGUUGUCUUGCUUACCAUUUAGAAAAUGUUGUUGGACUUGUAUACCUAACUAAUGAUCAGUAUAGAGCAUAGUGUUUAUAUAUAUGUGAUAAUGUGGGUUUGUAACAUUAGUUCUAAAAAGGGAAAGUUUUGUUCUGUAUAUUUUGUUACCUUUUACAGAAUAAAAGAACUACAUAUGAAAAACCAUGUAACCACGGCACUCGAUCUGAUGUGACGUGAGUACAGUUGUGAAACUGAUUACCUGCUGUAAUCACAUCUGUACACAGUUUUUCUCAUUAGUGUUCUUUGUGCAUAUAACUGCACGCUUCAGUUUUCUAAGCUGCUUGUUUGGACAAGAUCAUUCAGACUCCAGCCAUGAAGGGACUCUGACCUGUUUAUCACAAGAACCUCCUUCUGACUUGUUUGCAUUCAUCCACAUCUCUGAAAACUGUUAAACAUCUGCUUCGUAAGCCACUGAUUCUGUACACUCCACCUCCCUUCUCGUGCGCUGUGUUGUCCUUUUUAGUUAAAUGUUAUGUGCAGGUGAAUCCCACACUGCAGACGUACACAAUAAAAGCUGUCUAAGGCAAUGUCAGCAGUGGGUGUCUGCUUGCAUUGGCUGGGAGGACUUUGGAGACUUGCC
Castor canadensis (American beaver) is the source of this 3250-nucleotide messenger RNA. The record is from RefSeq and is a predicted model, not a curated record. NCBI's taxonomy places the organism in Eukaryota, Metazoa, Chordata, Mammalia, Rodentia, Castoridae.